AUGAAAUUAGGGACUUGUACGGAGUGGUUGUUUUUCCAUAUUUGGAAAAAAAAUCCAAAAACUGGACAUAGCUGUGAUGGAAUAUUUGUAGCAGAUUCAGUAAUUUAUAGAUGGGCCCAACCAUACUUUAGUAACAACUAUUUAUAACUUUAAGGAUAUUUCACUAUACAGGAUGGUUAAGUAAUAAGAAAGACGAAAGAGAGAGUAUUCAUAGAUCAAGUUGAAAGUUCAUUUAAAUAAGAAAAUACAGCAGCGUAAUUAAUAACUAGCCAGGUAUAUUAUAAUUAUUAUAUGCAUAAGAUGUAAAACAAGUAAUAAGAGAUAAUUAUGUUUGAGUAUUUAGAUUAUGAGAGUUUUAAAAUAUUUCUUCAUUAAAGAGAGAAGGACUUAAAUUUAGUACUAUAAAAGUAUUAAUCCCUUAAUUAUGAGAUUUAUUUAUCCAAAAAAUGAUUAAAACUCUAUGAUUAGGGUGACAUGGUCUCCUUAAUUCUGCUUAGUCAUGAGGAAAACAAAUAUCAAUAAAAUGAAUGAUAUGAAGAAGACCCAAGUUGAAAGAGUUGCUACAUUUGAUGGACCAGAAUAUUUGAUAUAAGCAGAUUCAAUCAAUUCUCCUUUAUUAAGUGCAGAUUUAGAGUAGUUAUGUGUGAAUAUUGUGAAACACAUUUUGGAAGUAUCAGGAGGGAACAUUUAAAUAAUAAGAAUGGUCUUAUAUUUUAAAGUUGAUUAUGAAAAUAGAAUAUGGUUGCUUUUUUGUACUAAUAUUAAAGUGAAGGAUAAAUUCAAUGAUGUUUUGCAGCAACCAAGAGUGUUUUCUCCUAUCUUUAGGGUUUUAAGGAAAGAUCAAGAGCCAGUUUCCUUUGCCAAAGAUUAGGUUUAGACUGUUAUUAAAAUAAAUAAUCAAGGUGAAAUGCAAUCUCUUCUUUAUCAAUUUAAAAACAUCUGUAGUAAUUGCGAUAGAUUUUCUCAUUAACUAUAUUAAUUGAAGUUAUAGUUUAUUAUCGAAAGUUUUAAAUAAGUAUAAAUUUUAAAUUAUAAGAAUUUAGUGAAGAAAGACUUUACGAGAUUGCCUGAAGAAUUAGAAAAGAUUAAAUAGAAAUAAGAUUUAUAGAUUCCCAAAGUGACUUACAAUAGAAACAUUAAAAUGAGACAAAAAUAAAAUCUUAAGGAGGGUAAGAGUUCCUAUUCAAUUUUAGAAUUUGAAGUUUAAAAUGAAUUUUAAAAUGAUAAUUAAGCAACUGCUAUUUUAAUGGAGAAAAAGAAAAUCUGCCAAAACAAAUUAACAGAAGAUGAAUUAUAUACAUAAAUUAAAGAACUCGUCUAAUUAUUGAAUGAUGAAUAAGAAGAUUAAAAAUUCAAUUUUAAUCAUAUUCCUCCAUUAAUUCUAAAAGUUUGGGGUAAAAUUAAUGAAGAAAAAUAUUAACAAUUAUAACACAAUUAAAGUUGGAAAGAUUUAACAACCUAAGUUUGCCUAGAUUGUUUUUUACAAUAUACUUAAUGUUGUGAAUAAACCUUGUUUGAAAGAAAAGCGUAACAAUUUAGUUUAUCAAUUUUAGAGAGAUCAUGUCCUAAAAAUUAAGAAAAAUAGUCAAUGCAAAAGAAGAGAAUGAAAAAGAAAAACUACUUUUAUCUACUACAAAUUUGAAUGUCAAUAGAACAACCUUUAACCAACUACCUAAUCUACCAUCAAUCUCAGAAUUGCCAUUGGAAAAGUAAAAAAGGAUGUCAAGGAAAUCUUAAAAUAUAACAAAUUAAGAAAUUGGAACCAAAUAACUAGAAUAAACUCCUCAAAAGGUUUUAUAAACUUCUGAUUAAACAACAAAAAAAUUACAAUAAACUCAUCAAUCCAAAUUAUCUAAUUAAUCUAACUAAUAACAUCCAUAAAACGUGAUUCCGAGUACAACUUUAUCAAAUAAAUAUUUUUAAUUAUAAAGAUAGUCUUCGAGUAAGAUAAAUCAAAUGAAAAUAAAGAUUCCAAGUACUUAAAGAGUAUAAUCUAUUAUUAUUGUAGAUAUAUCUUAAUAAGUAAGGCUUAAAUAUGUCUGCUAAUAAAUCUAUGUAAUCAAAAUCAUCAAGAUCUACUUUAGACUAAUCAAAAGUCUCUUUUGAUUUUAUGAUAAAUACUGUGACUUAAUUAAAGAGGAAACUUGAAGAACUUGAAUAGGAUGAAAGACAAUUAGAAUAAGAAAAACUUUGA
Paramecium octaurelia is the source of this 2194-nucleotide messenger RNA. NCBI's taxonomy places the organism in Eukaryota, Ciliophora, Oligohymenophorea, Peniculida, Parameciidae. The record is from the annotation of a GenBank genome assembly.